This is a messenger RNA of Adineta steineri, 269 nucleotides long. The record is from the annotation of a GenBank genome assembly. NCBI's taxonomy places the organism in Eukaryota, Metazoa, Rotifera, Eurotatoria, Adinetida, Adinetidae.
AUAAAGAAUCUUCACCAAUGAAAUCACGUGCUGAACAUGAUCGUACAGUAAAUGCCCUUGCAUCAGAUAUUUUCUGGCCAUUAAUUAUGGAACAAACACAACGACGAAGUGAAAAGAAAACUUCAUCAUCAGCAUCAUCAACAGCAACUACAAAAUCGAUUGCAUCCAAUUCAUCAACGACUAGUUCAACAUUAGGAAGAAAUCGUUUAAAUAAACAAUUACCAUCUAUAACAAGAUCACAGCGUAGUCAUCCGUAUAGAACAUCAUAA